AUUAGGAUCCUUUUUUCAUUUCUAAUAUUUAAUUUAAAAAAUAAAAUGAAAUGAUAGGAUCAAGUCAAGGAUAAACUAGUAAUUAUAUUGUAAAUCAAUAUUAUUAUUUAAAAUAAAAUACACUCAUACACACACAAACUAUAUGCGUUAUCCAAACCUUACAAAAUUAUCAUUUAUAAAUCUCAACACCUCAGCUCAUUUCUCACAAACAUCUAUCACUAAUCAAUCUCUCUUUUCUCUCCAAAAAAAAAAAUGAAGAACUCAUAUUUGAAAUUAGCCAUUUUUUCAAUUUUCUGUAUUAUAAUCCUUUCCAAACCAUCUCACCAACAAGCCAACAGGCAGUACGGCUUCCCAAACCCAAAACUGAUGAAAGCAUUCGAAGUUCUCCAAAUAUGGAAACAUCAAAUCAUUUCUGACCCAAAAAAGAUCACUCAAACUUGGUGGGGUCAUGAUGUGUGCAACUACACCGGAGUGUACUGUGCACCCACACCAAACGAUCCCCACAACACCACCACAGUGGCCGGUAUAGACCUUAACCACGGCAACAUUCAAGGCACAUUACCCGAAGAGCUUGGUGAGUUAACUGACUUAGCUCUGUUCCACAUCAACUCCAAUCGCUUCUAUGGAAAUAUCCCUAAAAGCUUUUCAUAUCUCAAAGUCCUUUUCGAGUUCGAUAUAAGUAACAACAAUUUCACCGGCAAAUUCCCAACUGUUGUUCUAUCCUUGCCUUCACUCAAAUUCUUGGACAUAAGAUACAACUCAUUCAAAGGCGACAUUCCCUCUGCCUUAUUCGAUUUAAAACUCGAUGCUCUGUUUAUAAACAAUAACAAGUUCAGCUCUAAUUUGCCCCAAAACAUAGGAAACUCCCCAGUUUCGGUCAUAGUUAUGGCUAAUAACAAUCUCAACAGUUGUUUUCCUUCGAGCUUAGUAAAAAUGAGGAAUACUCUUAACGAGUUAAUCAUCACUAACAGUGGUCUCAAGGGCUGUUUGCCCUCAGAUAUUGGAUUGCUCGACAAAUUGACUGUCUUCGACGUUAGUUCUAACCAGCUAGUGGGGUCGUUGCCGGACUCGAUGGGGAAGAUGAAAAGCUUGGAACAACUGGACGUGGCUAACAACAAGCUUUCUGGGUAUAUUCCACCGAGUAUUUGUGCCUUGCCCAAGUUGGAAAAUUUCACCUACUCCGGUAACUUCUUCUGCUCGGAGCCGGGAACUUGCCUGAAGUUGCCAAGUAAAGAUGACCGGAGAAACUGUAUUCCUUAUAGGCCUUUACAGCGUUCGAAAGAGGAAUGUGCCGCUUUCUAUAAAUACCCGGUUGAUUGCGCCGCCGCAGGCGCUAACUGCCCACGUAGAAGCCCUUCUCCUCCUCCGCCGUCACCACCGCCGCCUCCAGUUCAUCAUUAUUAAUAUGGCCAUGAGAUUGAGCAGUGAUAAUAUAUAAAAUUAUAAUUUUGUUUUUUAAACUUAUUUAUUUGCAUAUUUUUGUAGAAUUAAUUACUCUUUGGACUUAGGAUUAUAAAAAUAUAUAUAUUUAUGUUUGGUUUAAUUAUAGUGAAUAACAACACCUGCCUGGGAUUGAUGAAGCGGAAGAACUUUUGUUUGUUAUGACUUAUGAAGAUGGUGUGAUCGUUUUAUCGUUUAUACACUCAUUAUUUUGCUUGUCCUUUUUAUUUUGGAAAGUGAUUAUAUAUUCGGCUUGUUCAUGUUGAUCUUUUAACAUAAAUUAGUAUGAGGAUAGUGAUGACGUGAACCUCCUAUUUCAACUCCUAAUAAUUUUUGUUUAAAAAAUAUAAGCAUAGAAGUAUUCAUUAUC
Molecule: messenger RNA, 1810 nt
Organism: Cannabis sativa
Lineage: Eukaryota; Viridiplantae; Streptophyta; Magnoliopsida; Rosales; Cannabaceae
Product: leucine-rich repeat extensin-like protein 6
Exons: 1
Coding region: 253-1404 (383 amino acids)
Molecular function (GO): protein binding
Source: RefSeq, a predicted model, not a curated record